AUGCCCGCGCUGAAAAUCCGCAUGUGGCACUUCCCCAAGAGCAUUAUGACGAAGUUGAAAGACGAGUCAACCGCGAAGACGGGUGAUACCUGGAUAUCGACCUACGGUGCCACAAUGGGAGUCCUGUGGAAGACCAUCACGCGAGCCAAACUGCCCCUCCUCAACCCGGACCUCGACACCAAGACCAUCCUUGCUCACGGCCUCAACACGCGAGCCAAGAUGCAGCCGCCUCUUACCGACAACUUCAUGGGCAACGCCGUAGCGCUGCCUCGCACCGAGCCUCGGGCCAUCCGCGAUAUCCUGGCCGACGGCAACUUGACCGAGAUGGCGGCGGCCGUGCGGUGGCCGCAUCCGCAGUUUGAGGGGUAUUGCUUCAUACUGCCGAGCCGGGCUGGCAUGGAGGCGGAAGGGAGUGAUGAGGGUCUCGAGGUCAUCGUAUGCUUGGAGGAGUCGUGCCAUGAUCGUUUGUUCCAAGACGAGGAGCUGCAACGAUACGCCCAGCCGCGAGGGUUUGACGCGUAG
Anthostomella pinea is the source of this 522-nucleotide messenger RNA. Lineage: Eukaryota; Fungi; Ascomycota; Sordariomycetes; Xylariales; Xylariaceae. The record is from the annotation of a GenBank genome assembly.